GCCGUUCAAUUCAGACGUCUGUUGGCUGUUGUCAAAAGCAACGAAAGAAAAACGGGAGGAAAAGUGUUGUGUGAGCUGUUACGCGAGUAAGUGCAAGUUUGUCCGGUUGCGAAGGAAAAGAAAAAAAGUCGUCCCUGUUCGAUUCCUUCGCAGAUCGGCAUAUUUUCGUGUAUACCUAACUCGAAUCCGCGCCAGAGAAAUGGAGAUCAGCAAAACGACGAUCGGGAUUGCGGCCGGUGUGGCUGGAACACUGUUCCUCGGUUAUUGCAUUUACUUCGAUCAGAAGCGCCGCAAAGAUCCGGAUUUCAAGAAGAAACUGCGUGAGAGACGGAAAGCGAAAAAAGCAGCCUCCGCUGCUGGAGGACCACGGUCGAAUAUGCCCAACAUGGCCGAUCAUGAGGAGGUGCAGAGAUUCUUCCUGCAAGAAAUCCAGCUGGGAGAAGCUCUCAUCUCGUCCGGUGACAUCGAGAACGGUGUGGACCAUCUGGCCAAUGCAGUUAUUGUGUGCGGUCAGCCAGCGCAACUGCUACAAGUCCUCCAGCAAACUCUGCCGGCCCAAGUGUUCACUUUGCUGAUCAACAGAAUGCGACAGUACGGGAAUCAGAGCGGAGGGGAAAGCGAGCGAGCUAAACUGCAGGACAUGAACGACGAUUUGGAGUAGUUCGUGGCGGGUUUUGUGCGACUGGAAGUUUGAAACCAAAUAUCGAGUACGGCUGUGUUUCAACGGUCACACAGCCAGUUUGAUUCUUUUUUUUUUCGUGUAGUAGAGAGCAACUGUAUGCGAACAAAUAUGAAGUGCUUUAGAACAUAUAUCUAACUCGGAGAGGAGGAACUUUAGGGGAAAAGAACAGCAUUGAUAUGGCUAUUGUUUGAUCUUGUUUUUCUUUGAACCUUACUGAAAUUUUCUUAAUACAGUAUCAUUUGUGCCUGCCAGUUCUGCUGAAA
This is a messenger RNA of Topomyia yanbarensis, 945 nucleotides long. Its product is annotated as mitochondrial import receptor subunit TOM20 homolog. The record is from RefSeq and is a predicted model, not a curated record. The coding region runs from base 200 to 661 and encodes 153 amino acids. Gene Ontology annotation, cellular component: mitochondrial outer membrane translocase complex; mitochondrial outer membrane. Gene Ontology annotation, biological process: protein targeting; protein import into mitochondrial matrix; tRNA import into mitochondrion. NCBI's taxonomy places the organism in Eukaryota, Metazoa, Arthropoda, Insecta, Diptera, Culicidae. Gene Ontology annotation, molecular function: transmembrane protein transporter activity. The transcript is spliced from 4 exons.